AUGGCGCUGCCGCGCUACUACCACCUGCGCGACCCGAUCGAGCACCUCGUGGUGCACGUCACCUUGCGCAAGGUGACCGAGGGCGACGCCAGCCGCGCCGGCCGCACGACCAGAGACGAGUGGACGCGCUCCUUUCAGUGGCAGGAAAAGGUGUUUAGCCCCGCCGAGUUUCGCCGCUUCAACACACGCGCAGCGGGCGACGUGGUCGUCCAGAGCGCCAAGGCCGCGUCGGCGCUCGAGGUCGAGUACAAGCACACGAUAGCGCAGCGCCAAGAAGCAAACGAAGAGAUCCUCGAUGUGACUGCCGAUGCGGUCCUGUAUAGCUACACGGACCGCGACAACUAUGUGCCGAGCUCGGAGACGACGCGGGCCAUAUCGACGUCUACCGAGCCGCUGAGCGACAUGGCGAUGGCUGCGAUAGCGCUGCAGCGCCACGCGCCAUCGACGCACGUCGCGACGCGCGAAGUGGCCUUCACGACCAUGUACCUCAUGGCGUCUCUGGACAUUCCUUCCGACCUGUACAAGCGCAAGAAGAAGCUCAACCAGAUCCGCGAUCUCGAUGACCACGUGCUCUGUGAGCUGCGCUACUACCCGCGCGCACGUCUCCUCGUCUGUCGCCCUGGCUUUUCAAGGGAGACCCAAGGCGCCACCGAUUUCGUGUGUCUCGAACCCUCCUCGCUGCAGUCGAAACGCGGCAGCCACUACGAGUACAUUCUCGUGAACGCGCAGAAUCUGCAUCCGGACGACAGCUACACGCAGCUCCAAGUUGCGCGCGAGCUCGACCGGCUCCAAGCGGCGGCUGACGACCGCGCACGGAAGGCCUUCGAGGCGCGCUGCGGCUUUGCUGGCGUCGCUGAGCCCAGCUCGAGCAUCGUCUCGUACGUCGACGUGGUCGCAACGACGCUUUUGACACGGGACGACGAAGGCCUCCUGCUCGGGCGUCCCCGGUACCUGCAAUACGUGGUGUUUCUAGACAAGACGGACGGCACGUGGGUGGGCCCGCCCGAGACGUGGGACCCCAUCGACGCCCGGUUUGUGCUCCAGUCUGGCUGCACGCAACAAUGCCUGCCCCGAAAUGGCCUGCUGCAUUGGAGUCUCCCGCUUCAAGUGACCGUGACGCUGGCCGCGCUCCAUGAGACAGUGCCCCGCCACGGGUGCGCGUACGCAUGGGAGCGCCACUAUGUCGAAGGCUACGGCAGCGUGUGUUUGCCGACGAUGCCCGGGCGCUACGACGCAAUUUCGAUCGAGCUGUGGCGACCUCGACUACCAUCCGUGGCCGCGGAGCGACGCAACUUUUUCCUCGGUGGCGAAGGCCAGCUGCAGAGCCUCUUUGACGUUCACAAGGCGUCGUUUGGAUUGGAGACGGACAGUGCUGGCUCGGUCUUGCUGCGGGCGAGUGUGUUGCACCAAAGCAACGUUGUCGACGUCAUCACCGAAUCCAAGGAGCUCCGGAUCAUCAAGCGCGGCGUCGACGAGAUCCUCGCCAAAGUUCGCGCGGCCAAGCCAGGUCGCACCGACCGAAAGGUCUCUGCAGUGAGCUCGAUCCUCGAUCAGCUUCGCGAGAAGCGCCUUUUACCCGCCACGUAAUAGUAUAUGCUUGCGAGCGGU
Saprolegnia parasitica CBS 223.65 is the source of this 1608-nucleotide messenger RNA. RefSeq lists its product as hypothetical. Lineage: Eukaryota; Oomycota; Saprolegniomycetes; Saprolegniales; Saprolegniaceae. Bases 1 to 1587 code for a protein of 528 amino acids. The record is from RefSeq and is a predicted model, not a curated record. The transcript has 6 exons. Gene Ontology annotation, biological process: cilium assembly. Gene Ontology annotation, cellular component: MKS complex.